Messenger RNA from Gastrolobium bilobum, 2720 nucleotides. Its product is annotated as phospholipase D alpha 1-like. Lineage: Eukaryota; Viridiplantae; Streptophyta; Magnoliopsida; Fabales; Fabaceae. Gene Ontology annotation, cellular component: plasma membrane. The transcript is spliced from 4 exons. The record is from RefSeq and is a predicted model, not a curated record. Gene Ontology annotation, molecular function: D-type glycerophospholipase activity; calcium ion binding. Bases 45 to 2468 code for a protein of 807 amino acids. Gene Ontology annotation, biological process: phosphatidylcholine metabolic process; phospholipid catabolic process.
CUCACUUUCUUCCUUUCACAUUCCUCCCUCUGCACAAGUAAGUGAUGGCGCAAAUACUGUUACACGGGGUUCUCCACGCCACCAUCUAUGAGGUCGAUAAGCUCAAGACUCGUGGUGGCAAUAUUUUGACUAAGAUCGUAACAAACAUAGAGGAAACUGUUGGUUUUGGAAAAGGAGUUACUAGAUUUUAUGCAACCAUUGAUCUCGAGAAGGCACGAGUGGGAAGGACCAGAAUUAUAGAAAAGGAGCAUCAUAAUCCUCGAUGGUACGAGUCUUUUCACAUUUAUUGUGCCCAUAUGGCAUCAAAUAUCAUAUUCACUGUGAAAGAUGAUAAUCCUAUUGGGGCAACCUUAAUUGGGAGAGCAUAUGUUCCUGUUCAAGAGGUCUUGGGUGGUGAGGAAAUAGACAGAUGGGUUGAAAUCUUGGAUGAGCAUAAAAAUCCUAUACAUGGACAUUCAAAGAUCCAUGUAAAGCUGCAAUAUUUUGAUGUUUCACAUGAUCGCAACUGGGCUCUUGGCAUUAGAAGUCCUAAAUUUCCUGGAGUUCCUUAUACUUUCUUCUCACAGAGACAAGGAUGUAAGGUUUCUCUGUACCAAGGUGCUCAUGUCCCAGACAAUUUUGUCCCCAAAAUACCACUUGCUGGAGGCCAGACAUACAAGCCUGACAGAUGUUGGGAGGAUGUUUUUGAUGCAAUCACUAAAGCAAGGCACAUGAUAUACAUUACCGGCUGGUCUGUUUAUACUGAGAUUACCUUGGUAAGGGAUUCUAGGAGGCCAAAGCCUGGAGGAGACACAACACUUGGUGAGCUUCUCAAGAAAAAAGCAAAUGAAGGCGUCAGGGUUUUAAUGCUCGUUUGGGAUGAUAGAACAUCAGUUGGUUUGUUAAAAAAAGAUGGGUUGAUGGCUACUCAUGAUCAAGAAACCGAGCAGUACUUCCACGGCACUGAAGUGCACUGUGUUUUAUGCCCUCGCAAUCCUGAUAACGGUGGAAGCAUUGUUCAGGAUUUAGAAAUUUCCACCAUGUUUACUCAUCACCAGAAAAUUUUGGUUGUGGACAGUGAGUUACCGAGUGGAGAGUCAGAUAAGCGAAGAAUUGUGAGUUUUGUUGGGGGUAUUGAUCUCUGUGAUGGAAGAUAUGAUACUCCCUUCCAUUCACUUUUCAGAACCCUGGACACAGUACAUCAUGAUGAUUUUCAUCAGCCUAACUUUCCUGGUGCUACAAUAAAAAAAGGUGGUCCAAGGGAACCUUGGCAUGACAUCCACUCUCGGCUUGAAGGCCCCAUUGCUUGGGAUGUUUUGUUUAACUUUGAGCAGAGAUGGAGGAAGCAGGGUGGGAAAGACUUGCUUCUUCCACUGAGAGACCUUGAAGAUGUCAUUAUUACCCCAUCCCCAGUUACUUUCCCUGAUGAUCAUGAGACAUGGAACGUUCAGUUAUUUAGAUCUAUUGAUGGUGGAGCUGCUUUUGGGUUCCCAGAUACUCCUGAAGAUGCUGCAAGAGCAGGGCUUGUUAGUGGGAAGGAUAAUAUAAUAGAUCGUAGUAUUCAGGAUGCUUAUAUUAAUGCUAUUCGACGUGCAAAGAAUUUCAUCUAUAUUGAAAAUCAGUAUUUCCUUGGAAGCUGUUAUGCCUGGAGUGCUGAUGGUAUUAAGCCCGAAGACAUUGGUGCUUUGCAUCUAAUCCCGAAGGAGCUUUCACUUAAGAUUGUUAGUAAGAUUGAAGCUGGGGAAAGGUUCACUGUGUAUGUUGUGGUUCCAAUGUGGCCAGAGGGUGUCCCAGAAAGUGGAUCAGUUCAGGCAAUAUUGGACUGGCAGAGGAGAACAAUGGAUAUGAUGUACAAAGAUGUUAUUCAGGCACUCAAAGCCAAGGGAAUUGAAGAAGAUCCUCGCAACUAUUUGACAUUCUUCUGCCUUGGUAAUAGGGAGGUGAAGAAACAAGGAGAGUAUGAGCCUCCAGAAAAACCAGAACCUGAUUCAGAUUAUAUGAGAGCCCAAGAGGCUCGGCGCUUCAUGAUUUAUGUUCAUGCCAAGAUGAUGAUUGUUGAUGAUGAAUACAUAAUCGUUGGAUCUGCCAACAUAAACCAGAGAUCAAUGGAUGGUGCAAGAGACUCAGAGAUUGCAAUGGGUGCUUAUCAACCCUAUCAUUUGGCUAACAGGCAGCCAGCAAGGGGUCAGAUUCAUGGUUUCCGCAUGUCAUUGUGGUAUGAGCACCUUGGCAUGCUUCAUGACUCCUUCCUCCACCCUGAAAGUGAAGAAUGUAUUAGGAAGGUGAACCAGUUUGCUGACAAAUAUUGGGAUCUGUAUUCAAGUGAGUCGCUUGAGCAUGACCUUCCUGGUCACUUGCUACGCUAUCCUGUUGGGGUUUCCAGCGAAGGAAUUGUCACAGAGCUACCAGGAUUCGAGUUCUUCCCUGACACCAAGGCUCGUGUUCUUGGCGGUAAAGCUGACUACCUACCACCCAUCCUUACUACUUAGUUUCAUUUUGUUACUUUGUUCACAAAAUAUAGUACUUGUGGUGACCUUAAGAGUGAGCAAUAAUUGUAAUGUUCCUGUGAACAAUGUUUUUAUUUUUCUGAAUAUGGCCUCCCACAUUUUAGAAUCUGAUGAUUUGAUUGUUGUUGGCUUGUUAUUAUUAUGGAUGUAUUCCUGUUUUCUUAACCAUGUUUCUUUUGUAGCUGUCUUUGGCUGUUGUCUAACACUAUGAUAUCAUUGUUCAGGGCCCUUUUU